AGAGUAUAUGAAUAUUUUAUGAUACUAUUUUUUUUUCCAAAUAGUUGGGAAAGAGAGAAAAUGGAGGGGCUGAAAGGAUAAUUUAAUUUCCUAAUUGUAUUUUCUUAGGCUAUGAUUAAAUGAAUUAUAGCUAAGCAGUGAAAAUAAAACAUUUAUUUGAGUAUGGUUUUAUAUUUAGGAGUGAGUCCAGCUACUAGUGACUCAGCUGUGAGAGUUAUUAAAUUCGUAAUGAAGUUUUUGUUGCUUGUUAGAGGGACUUCUCAUACUUUAUGGUUUAUGCUUUGGAAGCAAAUAAGCUGUAGAGGAAAUAAACCAGGUUUGCAUUAAGGUAUUUAAGUUUUUGCUGUAAAUUUGGAAAUAUUUAACAAAUUCUAACUUUUCAUUAUCAAAAGCCUUUUAAAAUUACUUGUGAUUGUAGGUAUCUAUGAAAGUGAUUAUAUUGAUUUAUUCCUUUUUUCUAAGUGAAAAAAAUAAGUAUCUUUUCUUGGUGGUAGCUAAAUGGAUCUAGUUGAUAAAGGGGGAGAUACACUGGUGUAAAAGGACAAAUAAGAGAUAAGACUAUGUAUUUAUUGCCUAUUUAUGUAAUUACAUGUGUCACUAAGGACAAAGGUCCUUAAAGACGAAAGGCAGAGUAGAAACAGCUCUCUAUAUUAAGAUAGAUGAAUUUGCUACCACUUUCCUUUAUGAAUUUUUAAAAAAUGCAUGGUUGCAUAUUCUUCCAGUUUUAUAAUCACGUUUGAAAACUCAGCCAUCUUUCUGGGAACAAAUUGAUAGCCGAAGAUAUGCUUCACUCCAAUAAAAAGAAAAUGAAGAUUUUUCAAGAGCAUUCAUAGGCUUUGAAUCAAAAGGACAACACUUACUUCCUGAGGUCUGAUAACCAUUGUUUUAUGAGGAAGUAGUACUAGGACCACAGCACCAUGGAUGUGGUGGGUGAAAAUGAGGCCCUGCAGCAGUUCUUUGAAGCUCAGGGAGCCAAUGGUACUCUGGAGAACCCAACCCUGGAUACAAGUCUAUUGGAGGAGUUCUUGGGCAAUGACUUUGAUUUGGGGGCCUUGCAACGGCAGCUCCCAGUCACCCCACCCUAUUCUGCGUCUGACUCCUGCUCUCCUCCCCAGGUCAAAGGUGCAUGCUACCGAACCCCGAGGCCCACAGCUGGGAGGACUCCAGCUCCUUUUCUCCACCCCGCAGCUGCCCCUGCGAUGCCGCCCGUGCACCCGUUGCAGGUCACCUCUGGAAUGGGCGACUCCAGCCAAAUCCACGGAGGCUUUCACAGCUGCCACUCAAACGCCAGUCAUCUUGCCACCCCCCUGGACCAAUCCGUGUCCUCCCAUAUGGGGAUAAGUUGUUCUUACCAUCAGCAGCCUCUGUGCCAUAGCCCUGGAGCCUCAUUGCCUCCAACCAAGAAGAGAAAGUGCACGCAGGCACUGGAGGACUCCGGGGACUGCCAAGUGUGGGCCCACCACUGCAGACCAAUGACAAGUAGGAGUCACAGCAGUGAAGUCCAGGACCCUGACAGUGAGGGACAGAACGGGAUGCCUACAGACCAGUGCUCUCGUGCUCUGAAGUGGCAGCCAUACCAUAAUGUUCCUUGGCACAGCUUAUUAAACAGUCAUUAUGAAAAACUACCUGAUGUGGGCUAUCGAGUUGUAACAGACAAAGGAUUUAAUUUUUCACCAGCAGAUGAAGCUUUUGUUUGCCAAAAAAAGAAUCAUUUUCAGAUAACCAUCCACAUCCAAGUUUGGGGAAGCCCAAAAUUUGUUGAAACCCAGAUGGGCCUAAAGCCAAUAGAAAUGUUUUACUUGAAAGCUUUUGGCAUUAAGGUAGAAGCCACCAAUCAAAUAAUUGCUAUUGAACAAUCCCAAGCAGAUAGGAGCAAAAACAUUUUCAAUCCUGUUAAAAUCGACCUAUUGGCCGACCAGGUCACCAAAGUAACACUGGGACGAUUGCACUUCAGCGAAACCACAGCAAAUAAUAUGAGAAAAAAGGGAAAACCAAAUCCAGACCAGAGAUACUUCAUGUUGGUGGUUGGACUGUAUGCUGCUAACCAAGACCAGUUCUAUCUGUUGUCUGCCCACAUCUCUGAAAGGAUCAUUGUAAGGGCCUCUAACCCUGGGCAAUUUGAAAAUGACAAUGAUGCACUGUGGCAGCGAGGACAAGUUCCAGAAUCUGUUGUCUGUCAUGGUCGAGUAGGAAUCAACACAGAUGCGCCGGACGAAGCCCUGGUUGUCUGUGGCAACAUGAAAGUGAUGGGGACCAUCAUGCAUCCCUCUGACAGCCGGGCAAAGCAGAAUAUCCAGGAGGUUGACACAACUGAACAGCUGAAAAGAAUAGCCCAAAUGAGAAUUGUUGAAUAUGACUACAAACCUGAAUUUGCAUCUGCAAUGGGAAUAAACACCGCCCAUCAAACAGGAAUGAUUGCCCAGGAGGUGCAAGAAAUCCUGCCCAGAGCAGUAAGAGAGGUUGGUGAUGUCACCUGUGACAAUGGAGAGACCUUAGAGAACUUCCUCAUGGUUGAUAAGGACCAGAUCUUUAUGGAAAAUGUAGGUGCAGUGAAGCAGCUGUGUAAACUAACAAAUAACCUUGAGGAAAGAAUAGAAGAGUUAGAAAUAUGGAACAAAAAGCUGGCCCGGCUCAAGCGGCUCAGUAGCUGGAAGUCUUCAGCCAGUGAAGCAAGCUCAAUCAGCAAAUGUAGCAGAGCUGUUAGUGCAUCUUCUCCAAGAAGAGCCAUUCACAAGAAAACCAACAAGGUUUAUCUUUCAGGAAAAAGACAGGCAUGUCCGAACUGGGUUUUCCAGACCUUGGUUAUAACUCUGAUUGCUGUGAUGGCAUUUUGUGCUUUGACGAUUGUCGUCCUUUAUAUACUUAGCUUAAAAGAUCAAAACCGACGUGCCCCAAAUCUCCCUCCAAGCAAUAUCAUGAGCUCUCAGGAGCCAGCUCUGCUGCCCACAGCCUCCUCCUCAGCACCUAAUACAUCCCUGGCAACCACACCGGCCUCCUUACGAGUACCUGAAAUUACUUUCUGUGAAAUCCUGCCAUGUCAGGAGACUUAUUGCUGCCCCAUCUGGGGAAUGAAAAGAGUGUUUUCAAGUCCUGUGCAAAGACAAUCUGAAGACAAGGAAUUCCAUCAGGGGCAAUGGUCAGGCUUCAAGAUUGACAGACUUGUUUCCUCUUCAGAAGACAGAAGCAAAUCAUUCCCGGCGAGAAAUGUGCUUAGUGGCCCUGACUGGGGGAGUGACUGGAUUGAUACAACUAUCAGUUCAAUUCAGAUUAUGGAAAUCCAGCAAAUAAUAGAUCAUCAGUAUUGCAGCCGAAGCCUCCAGUGCGGAUCUGGAAAUUACAAUUAUAAUAUUCCUGUUAAUAAGCACACACCCACCAAUGUCAAGUUCUCUCUGGAAAUAAACACAACAGAGCCAUUGAUAGUCUUCCAGUGCAAAUUCACCCUUGGAAAUAUAUGUUUCCAUAGUAAAAGGGAAACCAAAGGGAUUGAAAACCACAGAGAAAUCUCCCAGGAGAUGACACAGGGAUAUCAGCACAUUUGGAGCCUCCCUGUAGCCCCAUUUUCUGAGAGCAUGUUCCAUUUCCGUGUAGCUGCACCGGAUUUAGCUGACUGUUCAACUGAUCCUUAUUUUGCUGGGAUAUUCUUCACAGACUACUUCUUUUACUUCUAUCGACGCUGUACCUAAUUUGUUCACAUUUGGGGACUUUACCAAGGCAAAAUACUCAGGAAUCCAUUUAACAGAAACUGACAUCGUCUUGCAACUUCUUUUUUCUUUUUUUGUAAAACAUUUAUGUUUAUUGCUGAAGGACUUUUUCAGGCUUUAGCUUCCAACAGUUCUGAGACAAUAAUGAGGGGAAUAAAGUGUUUGCUGAAACUUGAAAUAA
Sapajus apella (tufted capuchin) is the source of this 3882-nucleotide messenger RNA. It is a transcript of the gene MYRFL, whose product is annotated as myelin regulatory factor like. The coding region runs from base 918 to 3683 and encodes 921 amino acids. The record is from RefSeq and is a predicted model, not a curated record. The transcript is spliced from 25 exons. Gene Ontology annotation, molecular function: sequence-specific DNA binding; DNA-binding transcription factor activity. Gene Ontology annotation, biological process: positive regulation of DNA-templated transcription; protein autoprocessing. Lineage: Eukaryota; Metazoa; Chordata; Mammalia; Primates; Cebidae. Gene Ontology annotation, cellular component: nucleus; endoplasmic reticulum membrane.